This is a messenger RNA of Sphaeroforma arctica JP610, 2027 nucleotides long. RefSeq lists its product as hypothetical. Gene Ontology annotation, cellular component: peroxisome. NCBI's taxonomy places the organism in Eukaryota, Ichthyosporea, Ichthyophonida. The annotation marks the transcript as partial. The transcript has 6 exons. The record is from RefSeq and is a predicted model, not a curated record.
CACAUGUCGCUGCGGUUUAAGCCCCGGAGUCUGAAGAGUACUCCUAUUUCCAUAUUGGGACUGUUUUUAAUACAUCGGCGGUGGGUAUGGAUGAUGCCUCCUGAGAGCGAACGGAGCUCGCUUAUACCACUGAGCAGCACUCUUGUUCAAGAGUCCAUACUCAAAGAGCGUCUGAAAGAGGGGUUUCAGGUGCUGAUGUCCGACAACGGGGUACAUCUGCUUGCGCUCGAGGUAACUAUGGUACAGGCUGCGCACGAGAACGGCAUAGAUGCAGACACGCUGUCGAAUGUCCCGGGAAUGCCUGGAGAGGAAGCCCACGUGCACACCAACGCCAGAGGAGAGGGCUCGUGUGCGGAUGGCAAACGCACCACGUGUGUGCUGCAGUUUAUGGUGUUCCCGCAGCCGAAGCACAACAAAGUGGUGACGGAGCUUUGGCUCGAUCCGCAGGCAGGGACUAUCGUAGGUUGCCAUGGCAACCUCGCCUAUCUGAACGGCGCAAGCUACCAAGAUGCCCAUCCACUGAUGCAUGCAAAGGAUCAGUGCCUGGUGAGCUCGUUGCUGAUGUUCGAUUACAUCUACAGCCAAAUCUCCAGGGGCCUACCACUGGUGACUGAGCGUCAUCGCGCCCGAACUCAGAGUAGUUCUGCAGCAAACGUAGCUCACGAAGCCGCAGAGCAGAAUGUGCCGUUCACCUUUGACGUCGAUAAACUGCUGCUCAGUGGCAUGCGCUGUCUGCUUACGCUGCCCGUCUUAGAGGAAGACUCGCACCAACACACACACCAACACGCACACACAUACACACUCAUGCCCACGCGCACACACAACGGACACUCACACGAGUACGGCUAUUCACACACACACAAUCUCGGGCGGGUGGGAUCGCCGAGUGCAGGACUGCCCAGCGGAGAUAGCGACGGCACCUCUGGCAACAGAGUCAGUCACGUGGCACGGUACAUACGCGAUGGCUACCAGACGGUGGUAGAGGAAACAGGCCAGUUCAUACGACACCCUCCCACGGGCCACCGACUGUCGCCCAUCCUGCUGCAGGAAGGGGAGAGCGAGACACUGACGCACACACACACCUUUCCGAGCAUGUACACACACACGCGCAAGCAGUCACACCCCCACACGGCCCACGUGCACACCGACCUACACGCGCACGCGCCUAUGUACACACCACCGAUCGAUGAGAUGAGAGAGGCCUUGGGUGGCGCCGCGAGCGCGGAAAUGCCACAGAUGGACUCGCGGGAGCAGUCUAAAAAUAGAACAAACACGUGUGCACUGCCCAUGCUGUCGGACACCAACGCGGCGCUGCAGGAGAGUCUGUCGCAGGCGGUGGCGCAUAUGUGUGAGACGGAGAUUGAGCUGAGCGAUGCCGAGACCACUCGGCUGUUUGAGUUCUUCUACAGGUACAAACGGCACCUGAACGAACUGGAGCAUCAGAGGGGCGAGCACGACCACUUUCGCAACACACCCACCCCAGCACAUGCACCUAUGUACACACACACACACACGCACACGUACACGCACACACACACACACCAAGCGACCUAUAUGAAUGCACAGACAGGCGCACACACGAACACACACACACCCACAGCAGCGACAGACGAGUCACUGCAUCCGUCUACGUACACAACGGAGCAUGUGCAAGCACGCACGCCUACGGUGAAGGCUUCUGAAGAGGCUACAUCAGAAACCGCGAGUACUCAUGCUUCACACCAGCACCACACCCACCCGCACGUAUCCAAAGACAUACACUCAAACACACAACAACGCGCAAGUAUGGAUGGCAGUACGUCGGUUAGUGAUGAUGAGGGCCUACAGUUUGUCAGCAAGGACGGAGAGAUGGACACAGCCUCGAUGACGGAAAGAGGCGACGAGAGCAAAGAUAGAGAUGCAGGGACAGAUAGAUAUACCCACACACCCGAAUAUCUGGAGGAGGAAGCGCUGAGAGGCAACUCUCCCGACGCACAGGAUGACAUAGACUGCGGCGCGUGUCUGGUGGUGUUGCCUUACGACUUCAG